Knipowitschia caucasica is the source of this 1500-nucleotide messenger RNA. The record is from the annotation of a GenBank genome assembly. Lineage: Eukaryota; Metazoa; Chordata; Actinopteri; Gobiiformes; Gobiidae.
AUGAUUCUGUUCUGCACUGUGAAGCUGGGGUACGACAACUACCUGGCUGCAUUCAUCAAUCUGAUGUUUGUCGGAGCCAGCACACUGACCCCAGUCCUCGUGGGAUGGUUUUCUGAAACAUACUUAGGAAAGACAAAAGUCCUCUACCUGUGUGCAUUUCUUCAUUUCUUUGGAACAGCUAUGCUUCCUGUGGUGGCAUUUCCUUUUGAAGAUUUCUACAUUUACAAUCAUCACAUCACACAUCAGCUGGAGCCUCGGGAGCAGCAGAUUCUGUUUUAUACUGGCCUUCUGGCAGCAGCCUUGGGCAUUGGUGGUAUCAGAGCAAUACUAUGUCCUAUGGGAGCCUACAGCCUACAAGGUUACAACCAGCACCAGCUUUUGUCCUUCUUCAACUGGUUCUACUGGUUGGUCAAUCUGAAUUCCACCGUAGUAUUUCUUGGCAUAGCAUAUAUCCAACAGUCGGUGGCAAAGAAUCUUGGAUUUCUCAUCCCUUUCACUUCUGUGUUACUGGCUCUCAUGGCCAUAAACAUGGUUCGCAAUAAACUUACAUACAGGCCAAAGAAAGGGGGUUCUCUGCUUACCACUCUGGGAGUCUUCUUAAACUCCUUGAGGAUGUGUUGUAUCCACCAUCGCCACAUAAGUGGAGAAGUCACUUCGUGGCUGGAUCGGGCCAAAGAGAACAAUGGGGGACGUUACAGCGAGACACAUGUGGAGAAUGUCAAAGUCCUAGCACGGCUUUUCCCUCUUUAUGGUCUUCAACUGUUCUAUCGAGUCUGCAUAACACAAAUUCCCUCAGGUUACUACAUACAAACUAUGAACUCAAACCUUCAUAUGGGUGACUUUCUCUUGCCCAUUGGGGUAAUGAAUGUCAUCAGCAUCGUCCCUCUGCUGUUUCUGGCCCCGUUGUUAGAGUUGGUCACCUCCUGCUACCUCGCCAUGGGAAAAGCUCCAAUGGCCCCAGUUAAAGUUAUUGACCCUCUCAUUCUCCCUCCCUGUUCAUCCUCCCUUUUCAGCUUUGGGCCAUCUUCUUGCAGCCCUGUCUCUUCAAUGCCGUGCUACUUCCUGGCCCCUCAAUACAUCCUUCUUGGUAUUGCUGAAGCUCUUGUGACUCCUACAUGCUCGUUCAUAGCCUUCCAGUUAACUCCCAGUCAUAUCAGAGGAAUCUCACUGCACUUUCUAACGCUGUCCUAUGGCGGAGGCUGUUUCCUUAGCGCUUUCAUGAUUAUUAUUUUAUACUUAAUCUCUGGAGGAAAUUUCUACCCAAACGUACUGCAUGAAGGGAAUUUAGAAAGUUUUUUCUUUCUUCUAGCUAUUCUUUUGGUCAUGAAUACUUUAGUAUUUUGGCGGAUAUCCUACAGGUACCUUGACUUAUCCGUACAGGGGAAGGCGAUAGGUGUUAGCCCAUUGACUGAGAAACUUCUCCAGUAUAAAGCCUGUCUGCAGUUCUACAACACCAUUGAUCUCUCCUACGUUAACAACUCGGUCGAAUCAAUUAUAUGA